UCGUGGCAUAUGGUCUGAGUACAGCCGUAUGUCCUCUACGAGCAGUGAACUUUCUGUGGAAGAUGUACAAGACCCAUUCCUUGUUAGUGUACAUAUUAUCACAGACCCAGGAGAAUCUAAGACUCUCCAGCAAGCCAUCGAUAAGCUUCUAGCCUGGAUCCAUCCAGACCUCCAGCUGUUUCGAGUCUCAGAGAGACGAGCAUCACAGAAGCGCAGGAAGCAAGGUAAGGUUGGUGUUUCUCAGCCAGCCCUUGCUAUCAUUCUGUUUCUGCAGGAGGAGUAUGGAGAAGAGCCCAUCUUGCAGCUCCAUGAAAGCUUUCAGCGGCCACCUUGGCAUUACCAUCACACAGAGCGAGUGCAUGGGAAGUUCCUGCCUUACAUGCCAUGCAGCCAGGACUUCUACACUUUGGCUCCAGGGACUCCUCUGUGGGCCAUUCGCCCAGUGCAUUAUGGAAGAGAAAUUAUCCGCUUCACCAUAUACUGCAGGAAUGAAAACUUUGUUGACAUUUUGAAAUUGUAUGAAUUAAUCCUGAAAAGACCGGUAUGUCAGAAAAAAGCAGACUUUUGUGUUUUCCCUGUCUAUUCUAACAUGGACAUAGACAUUCAAUUUUCUUUAAAAAAACUCCCAAAGGGCCAAAUUCCAGCCCCGACUGAGUCAGCAGUGCUGGAGUUCAGAGUAAAAGAUGUUGGACAGCUUGUUCCUCUCUUGCCCAACUCCUGCAGCCCAAUCAGUGAAGGCAGGUGGCAAACUGAAGACCACGAUGGAAAUAGGAUCCUUUUGCAGCAAGCAUCUAGUUGGUACAGGAAAUCUGCAAAGCAGAACAAGCUACUGUAUCCAUCUGUGUCAACAGAUUCCCGCCUCACCCCUUUGCCAGCCUGUCUUCCUCAGAGCCACCAAUCUGUCCCUGAGCAACCAAAAGAAAUGGGUCAAAACAAGGUGCAUCACACAAAUGGCCUUGGUCAUUACCUUGGUUUCUCCCAGCAGGACUUGAGACACAGUGAUCAAGGAGACUUCACACGCAGAUCCAGCAGUGCCUCCAGCAUUUCCUGGUCAUUUCAACGAAGCAAGUCUCUGUUCUGCUUGCCCACAACGAGCUCCUCUUCAGCCUCAGAGACUUUUCAUUUCAGUGAACCAUUUCAGUUUUUAAAUCCUGGGUCACCUGCAACCAGGUUAAAAACGUGGAGAUGCAGCCCCAGGCUUAACAUUGAUGACUUGGAGGGUGCACAGGAAACUGAUGUGGACACAGGGAGGAAGCUAUCCUUCUCAGACCUGUCUGUGGUCUCUGCAUACUCUGCCCUUAAUGGAUUUGGCAGUGACUUGGAAGCCUCUCUUCCCCCACAGAGGCAAAGUGUCAGUAAGACUAAACAGGCUGCAACUAGUGGAAGACCUGUAUCAGUCAUGUGCAAUACCUUUGAGCCAGUGGGUGGUUCAUUGCCUUUGCUCUCUGAACGGUCUUCCAGCUCAUUCUUGUCCUCUUCAGUUUCUCCUUCAGGAUCCCUCUCCAAGGAGCCCAAACAGUCCUUGGGACCUACCCCUUGUUCUCUAGAUGAUCGUGUUAGUGUUUGCCCAGCUUCACCAACUAAUGAAGAAGAAUUUUACAUCUGAAGUUUCUCUACCUUGCGACUUCCAGGUAAAAUGUGUUCUGUUUGUGAAUGACAGCAGUGGACCCACCUUGAGCUUGCAGAAGGUUCUUCACUGAGGAGAAGGUGAUGCAGUAGAGCAUGCUAAAUAUUUGAAGAAAGCACUCAGAUCCCUAAGAGAUAAGUGCUGAAAUGUGUACAGUAAGGCAGUGUGAGGUGGGGCCAGUACCUUUGUAUCAGAGAGGAAGAUCUGCACAGAGGCUUGUCCAUAGCAGUGCAAGAUAGAUGAUUUCUAUAACUGACCAACCCUUGGACUGGUGUUGAAGGACAUGCAAGGAAAGGCACAUAAUAAUCCAGUUCUCCAUCACAGAAACGGAAGAGUGAUUUGUGACACUAAACUGCUUUAACUUUUCGAUGAAGUUCUCUCAGCUCAGAAAAGAUGGGAGGUUAAAGGGGUCUUCUUUCCUCUGUACAAGUUCCAAAGGCAGCUCUAAGCAGAGCAGGUCCCAGUAGCGUGACUCCAGUAGAGUCAGACAAGAAGACACCUUCUUGAAAGGUUUCUUCUUGAAAACCUCCAUGUGAAGACACACAUGCUUGCAGCUAACCUCAGAGUUUACAGUGCUGAGGAGGAAAAAACUUUCAUUCUUUCCACAGGGAAGAGGAUACUCUACUAUAUCUCUUACUUUGACAGUCCAGGUUUUGGAAAGUGCCAAGAGAGAAACCUUGUGGAACAUUUUCUACCAUCCCCUCAAAAAGCCCCACCUUUCCAAUGGGGAGGGAGCAAUCUGCUUGUUUGAAACACUCUGUGCAGUCAACAAGUAAACAAUGUUUACUCUUUUUAGCUCAGGCAACACAGAGUUUAUCUAUUUAGAAUACAAAAAAAGUAAGAUAAUUCACUGUUUUUUUUAUAUCCCUACAGCACCAAUUUCUAUAUAUAUCAACUCCUUAUUUUUAAGGGGUUAUUUUACUGUCGAAAAUAUUUCAUGCAGAAACUUGUACUUCCUAUUUCCAGCCCAAGAACACUUGUUUCUGGGCAAAACAGAUUUCUACUCAAAUAUAUCAAUCCAAAGGGAAAAUAGGUCAAAUUUUAUGGGCUUUGUUUUUUCAAGUCACAUUUUUAAAAUUUGCAUUCUUGGUUACCUGUUUUGCUUCAGUUAAUUUUAUAUUAAAAAAAAAAAAGCAGGUAAAUGGCUGUUAGUAUGACAAAUAGCUAAGUACCUUCACCAGGAUUUAGGUCAUGUAAACGGAUUGCAUCAUGCAUGUACUAAAAACUUAAUUUUGUGCCAGAGAGAAAUGACACUGAUUGCAGCUGUGGAAUAGCCAGUAAGAAAAUGAUGAUAUUAAAAAAUAUAUGUAUAAAUCUGUAUGUAAUCUAUAUACAGAUGCAGAUAGUGAAGAUAUGAUGUUUGUUGUAUUACCAGGGAGUUUUACUCAGAAGAAUUGCUACUUUAGAAAAAGCACACAAGUACUCUAAAUAAUAGUUACAGAAAAUGGAACAGCUCUGCAGGCCCAUUGUGAAUGCACACUUUUUACAAGCAAUUCUGCAAAAUGUCUGAGGGAAAUUGCAUACGGAUUUAUUGAGGAGGAGGGAGAAAUGCCAUUAAAGUUGUAUCCCAGAUCCAGAAGAGGCCAGAGGGAGUGUCAGGGUCAGGAUAAUACUCUUUUCAGGCUUUUUGCUUUCAUUUUCUCCACAUAGAGAAUGAAGCAUCGUGAGGUAAGCCUUGUUUUUUGUAAUAAAUACAAAAUAAGAGUAGGAAAUUUUAUGCUCUAAGAACAUAGGAUAUUGUCAGCCUUCUCCUGCCCUCAGAACUGCUUAGUUUUACUGCAGUUGUUGGUAAACUGUGCUGUUAAGAGAGGACUGGAAGCAGAAGUAUCACCAGUGAAGGAUUUGUCAUGCUAUGCAUGUGUUUCUCUGCUCCGUAGUCCUUCUAAGUCCAUAGAGACUUUCCUCUGACUUUAGUGGCCUUUAGAUCAAAUCCUCUUAGAACACAGUGGAACUGAUUUAUUUAAGGUUGUGCUCCAUGUCAGGUCAGACCAGCAGUAUUUUCCAUCUACCUGUAAAUGACUGGGCAAGCAGCAAUGCCUGGGACAAUCAGGCUCCACAAGUUUAAACUUAUGAUUCAGGAUUUUUCUUUCAUAUUUGUGGUGGAACAAAAAAAAAAAAGAUGAAAUAGCAUUGUGUAUCCAUUGGGCAGCCAUUUUAUUAACACAAGCUGCUUCCAGAUGUGCCCAUCAACAGGGUAAAGCUGGUUCAAACCUGUCACAAAGUUUUAAUAUUUAUUAUUUAGAAGAGAAAAAAAAAGUAUUUUCAAAAUAUUUUUAAUAAUACAGAUAGCAUUUGGUCUGAACAGUAAAUCAAAAAGUCUUCAGAGAUCUGAUUUCAGCUGAUAUGUCUGUUAGAUCCUGGAAUCAUGCCAACAUUUAAACUCUUGACAAAAGCUAAUUGGGGCUAUUAAUGGAGAGGAGGUUUGGAAAUAUGUUUCAGCCUAGAGUGUGCCUCUGCGAUAAGUAGUUCAGCCCAUCUGGGGGCCAUCUCGCGACAUGGCAGGAAGCGCUGAUAUUGGAAGUCUACAAGCAAGCACAAGAUAGCUCAAGUAUCAGUUGUGAGGCUCAUGUGUGCUAUUAACCUGCAACUGUACAAACAUCUAAACUCACAAUUUUACCACAUUAAUGCUAACAGGAAGAAAGCCAAAUUAAGUUCCACAGACUCUGAAUUUGUAUUGUCUCCGUUGAUUCUGUCUCCUCAGUGUUUCUGUUCUGUUUACUGAUACUUGCCUAGAAAUGAAAGUUUUAAUUGUUUGUAUUCAUUGUGCUUGUAAUGAAAUUUUGGAAUAACUUGAGCGUUCGACUGUCAGGAAAAGCAGUGAUGAUAGUGUACUGAAAACUUUUUGUCUGUAACAAUGAAAGUCAGAUCUUGAAGAGUGUUCUGUUGAAGGUAGUAUUCAUUAAUACUCUUUCCAUUAUUUAAGCAGCGGCUGAUCUAUUCAGAGUUGAGUAUGCACAAGUUUCAAGGCACUUACUUAUGUAUCAUAUUGUUGUGGUUAAAUUAUGAACAGUGUCAUUAGAAAACUGCAGGUUUUCUUUAAACUCCUCUCCUUCUCAUCCAGAAUGUGUUGCUUUUAUUAAA
This is a messenger RNA of Struthio camelus australis, 4708 nucleotides long. RefSeq names its product family with sequence similarity 124 member A (gene FAM124A). The record is from RefSeq and is a predicted model, not a curated record. Lineage: Eukaryota; Metazoa; Chordata; Aves; Struthioniformes; Struthionidae.